UGUCAUGUGUUGUAUUGUACGACAAACAAAAUCAUACGUAUCAAAGUUGUACAUGUAAGAUGCUUGUUGUACCGUUUACCGUCCCUUCCACUGACCCACCCACUGACCUUUCCAUUAUCUGCCAUUGCUAGUACUAAGUACCUGUGUGUGUACUAGCCAGUGUGUACUGAUUUACUACCAGUGUGUUCAUAUCCUCUCUCCUCACAUGUACCCUCUGUGGACUGUUACUCAACAACAGCGCGUGAGUUUAUUAUUGUCAGUGUGCGCUAGCUGAGCAUUGUAUAUUUAAUGGCAAACUAGACUGACUUGUGUACAUGUACUACUGCAUGAAGGCAGAAAUUGUGUGGCUUUAUUUAGGAUUGGUACUGCUCUUGAUAGUUUCAUGCUGUACAGACGUGUACUUGCAAUAAUUGAUGUAUACAUGUGUGAAUGCAUUCCUGUAUUUGAACAUGUUCAUUUCUCUACAUGUCCGUGUCCUACUACUUGUUAAUGUGACUACUGCUAAUGAUUACUGGAACAACAGAAUGUAAGUUACAGUAUACAGACAUGUAUGAAUGCACUCACUGCUCCUACCAUCAUCCCCCUCUCUCUGUUUCCAUGUGUGUCUUACGCUGGUGUCUCAUUGGACUAAACAGAAGGUGAGCGGGACACUGCACUGACUUGUGACUGUACUUGUGUCAGUAAUGUUUGAGUUGUAUGUGUACAUGUGUAAUAUAAAUUAUUGACAUGCCGUGACUCAUAGUGUACAAGUUUGUGAUUAUGUACUGUCUCUCUCCACACAUUUCCAUGGUUACUGAAUAUCUGGAACAAUAGAAAUGGAAGGCUAAGGAGGAGAGUGAACUGAAGAGUCACGAGACGAGAAGAGCUACCCUCCAACAGAGACUGUCUGGUGACAUCACUGACCAGGACCGGAGACAACUGCAGGGAGAGCUGGAGGAGGUGGAGGGGGAGAUCAAGGACUGUGUCUCAACGAUACAAGGGUAUGAGAGGUGGAUACAUAUCAAUGAGAAUAGGAUUGCUGAGAUACGAGGAAGACCAGAGAGGCAGAGAAAGGAAGAGUCUCAGCAUCUCUUUGAUGAGGCCAUGAAGGAUGGAUACGUUAUUCUUCGCAACAUCAAUCUCCUACUCAUGGGUGCAGCUGGUAGCGGUAAAUCAGCUACAAAGAAUCUCUUGCUUGGCAAUCCACCCUCAGAAGUACGAAACAGUACUCCUUGUCGAGAUAGAAUAGCCCACGUUCGACCAGUCACCAAUCUCCGUUUCCAGACUUCCGAGAACAAAUGGGAGGAAGUGAGUGAAGAGGAUUUGAUCAACAUGUUGGCUAAGGCCAUUCAGCAUCUACCCCAGGGCUCUCGUGACAAGCUACCUAGUGACCUUCAGACCAGGCUCAAGGAAUUGUCCACUGAGGCCAGUACCAGUGUAGCAACCGAAGCUACUUCAAUCCCACCUUCUCAAGAAAGUGUGUCUCCUGUGCAGCAAGCAAUUGAAGAUGUUGUCACGUUAGUCGUUAAAGCUAUGGUGUCAACACCGUCACAACAAGAAGCCUCAAUCUCCUCAACUGAAGGCAAAGAACUGUUUGGUACGAAAACGAUGCGUGUGACCGACAAUGGAGGACAGCCUCAGUUUCACGAUGUGGCCCCUCUCUUCAUUCGACAUGCUUCAGCAGGGCUGUUUGUUUCCAGGCUCACUGAUGAUUUUGCAGAUUAUCCCCACGACGACUUGUACAAGGAUGGAAAGCCAGUCGGUCCCUCAUCUCCAUCUCACCUUUCCUAUCUGGAAACCAAUAUGAGUUUACUGCGAUCCUUUCUCUCCUGCACGAGGGAUGGGAAAACGCCACGCCCCAUCUUUGUGGGCACUUUCUCCGAUAAAAUCAAAGAUCAAAAAGUUAUCGACAAGAAAAACCAAGCCUUGCUUGAUGCUUUGCCUCCUGAACUGAAACAAGAAGUCAUCUACAGCAAUCUACCAUUGAAACAGGUGAUAUUCGCCGUCAACGCUUGCAGUCGUGAUAAAAAUGCACAAGAGGUUGCCAAAGAAAUUCGGAAAGCUGUAGAAAACUCGCCUACAUUCGACCUCAAAGUUCCCCUGUGGUGGUUCAUCCUCGAGUUAGCUCUACAAAAGCUCUGCAAGAUCAUGAAAAGAGGUAUCCUUAGUAAGAGUGAGUGUAUCGCUUUGGCUCAACAGCUUGGAUUCGUUCCAUCUGCAUUGGAUGCUGCUCUCGACUACUUCAAUGACAUGUGCAUUGUCCACUACUACCCACACAUCCUGCCCCACACUGUGUUUGUGGAUCCUCAAGUCCCACUAGACAAAGUCAGUGAGUUAACACAACAUGCUGUCUCCCUGAGGGAUCAAAGGAAACCUCCUUCUGCCAAGGCUGCAAAAUGGCUCAAGUUCAGAGAUCAAGGCAUUUUCACUAUUGAUAUGCUCGAAUCGGAAGAGUUCCAGAAGCAUUACGAAGACGGCCUUUUCACACCUGCUGAUAUGAUAGCAAUCAUGAUGGAGCUUCUGGUAAUAGCCCCUCUCACCAUCCCACUACUUGGUCGAGUUGAUUGCUCUUUCUCUCAAGUGGAGUUUCUCAUGCCCAGUCUCCUCAGAUCUGUUCCACCCUCUGAGCUAGAGGACCAUCGUGUGUUCACUUCCUCAGCUGAUCCUCUUCUCAUCCGAUUCGUCAGUGGCUGUAUUCGAUGUGGGGUCUUCUGUUGUCUAGUGGUGUUCCUCAUGAAGAAGUGUGGGUGGAUAGUGUGUCUUCCUUCUGGAGAGCCGGUUCUUUUAGCUAGGAACUGUGUCAAGUUUCGGUUACCCGAUUCUCCUGGUAGCGUUACACUGAUUGAUUCCUUCUCUUAUAUGGAGGUCCAUAUCAAAGCCCGACCACACGUACUUCUGACCGUGUGUCCUCUAGUUAGAGCCAGUGUCCUUGAAGGUGUAGAUGCUGCUUCUGAUGCACUUCACUACAACAACGACAAGCCAGUCAUUAGCAUCUUCUGCCCUCACAAAGGAGCAACACAACAAGGCAAACGCCAUUUUGCUGAUAUCCAUGUAUCGACAAAACUGUGGUGCUGUUCUGAAGAUUUUGAUCUAGAUGGGGAUCUCAAGACGAGUCAUACUGUUUGGUUAGGUACGGCUGCGGAUGUCAAUCAAUGUGGGACUCUGGCCAAUGUUGUUAGUAGCACUGGAUCUGGAAUGAGUGAUCAACAGCCUUGUUUGAGUAAUUCUGCAAUGGAAGAUGUGUGCUUGAAGACGGAAGUACAUGAUCAUGAUCAGCUCAUUACUUCUGACAAAUUGUCUCCUGCAAUGGAACAUGUGUGUAUUAAGAAGACGGUGAUGAGUGAUCAACAGCUAUAUACCAACACAGCUGCUGAUGUCACUGAAGGAGAUACCUCACAAGAUGUCCUCGCUUCAUAUCCACACACCAUUCCCUCAGGAGCUGGUGGACCGAGGACUGUGACCAUUGAGGAAUUGAAGGAGCGUACUCAAAUCUCUUCUGAUGAUGAUGAUGAUGAUGACAGCAUUGAUUCAUGGUAUUCCACUAACGAACCAGUAGAGCACCAUCCAAUAGAUGAGGUUGUGGAUACAGUGGACACUCCUAGUGAUGUCACUGAUCCAGACACUCUCAUCAAUGAACAGAGCUUCUCUCAGGCAUCACCAGUAGAGCACCACCCCACAGCUAGUGACGAGGCUACUUGUACUACAGCCCUGCAGUCUACACACAGAACAGACCAACAUACAACAGCCUCUACUGUACUGACUGAUGCUGUACCAUCUGAUGUCACUGAAGGAGAUACCUCACAAGAUGUCCUCACUUCAUAUCCACACACCAUUCCCUCAGGAGCUGGUGGACCGAGGACUGUGACCAUUGAGGAAUUGAAGGAGCGUACAAAAGUGACCGACUCUCAACUUGAUACUGAAAUUGAAGAGACAGACAUGUUGGACCUGGCAGAUCACUUUGACAAUGUGGAGACCUACCCUGCUAUGUUGGGGCUGAGCCCUGCUGAACAGAAAGAUGUUAAAUAUGCUUUGUUUCUCAAUGACAUGCAAACAGCAAUGUUUCAUACUCUAAAGGUGUGGAGACAGCAUAAUCCAGGUGCAGCCACGUACCGAGCACUAGUGGACAUUGUACUGGAUAUGAGAAUGGAAGAAUUGGCCACUUACAUUUGUCAGUCAGCAGCUAGAAAACCUGAACCUGUGGUGUGCAAUAGAACCUAACUCAUUAUUGUGCAUGUCAUACUUGCACUGUUUUAGUUAAUUCCUUGAUCUGUGCUAUUUGUGUGAAUUCUUUAAAAAAAAUUGCCCAUUGCUUCGC
This is a messenger RNA of Halichondria panicea, 4294 nucleotides long. RefSeq lists its product as uncharacterized. The transcript is spliced from 13 exons. The coding region runs from base 1084 to 4197 and encodes 1037 amino acids. The record is from RefSeq and is a predicted model, not a curated record. NCBI's taxonomy places the organism in Eukaryota, Metazoa, Porifera, Demospongiae, Suberitida, Halichondriidae.